AUGGUUUCGUCGCUAUUUGUCUACCGCCGCAGCUUCAGAUCACUCUCCACCCUCCACCAUUCCUUUUCUUCUACUUUGACACUCCCAAUCAGCAACCACAUUUCAUCAUCAUGUUCACGUCUGCAAUCAUCAGCGAAACUCGUAGGCGUUCAGUCCCGUACAUUCAGAUCAACGUCAAUUUCUCUCUUGUCUUCAUGCGUCACAACAGAACUUCGGGCCACCAAGACAAGGAGGAAGAAGAGGGAUCCAGCGGCGGCGGCCUUGGUGCCUUCAGUUCCUAGGGUUUCUUCGUUACAACUUUGUUUUUUUCUUUUCCUGGGUCUGGGUCUUCCAACGACCCGGCCCAUUUCCCUCGACCCGCUCCAUCUUCCUUCAACCCAGCCCAAUUGCUUUUAA
Vicia faba (fava bean) is the source of this 396-nucleotide messenger RNA. NCBI's taxonomy places the organism in Eukaryota, Viridiplantae, Streptophyta, Magnoliopsida, Fabales, Fabaceae. The record is from the annotation of a GenBank genome assembly.